AUCAUGAAACGACGCAUUUUCUCAGCUUUGUUUAUUUUUUAUUCAAUUUGUGUCCAUUGUAACGGUUACACUUUGUACGAAAUUGACGAAGAGUCUGGCAAUAAAAUUUUCUUCAUAGAUGCUUAUGAGCUCUCAGAUGACCCGAAUGCAAAUGAAGAAUACGGAUUUGAUGCAAAAAAGGACACAAAAUUUCUCUUGUACACUUCGAAAAAUUGGGAUGAACCGGAAAAUAUUGAAUUAUGCAACGAACAAAGUUUGCUUCAGUCGAGUUUUGUACCCGGAAAUCCAGUGAGAGUAAUUAUUCACGGAUUUCGUGACGGACCAAAUUCCAUCGUGAGUUCUGUCAGUCGUCAAGGAUAUCGAGCUCUUGGAAAUUUUAACGUCAUUGUCGUUGAUUGGUCCAAAGGUGCUGACACACUAAAUUACAUGCUGGCCAAAGACAGAAUUUACCGAAUUGGUCCCGUGGUUGCCGAAUUUAUCGAAUGUUUGUUGGAAACGUUCAAAGAUAAGGUUGCAUUGUCGGAUUUUUAUCUUAUCGGACACAGUCUGGGUGCGCAUUUGGCUGGAAUUGUGGGCAAAAAUAUGAAACAAGGAAAAAUUGCGGCAAUUUAUGGACUCGAUCCGGCAGCUCCGUUGUUCUCAAUUGACAAUCCAGAUAAGAGACUCGAUAAAAAUGACGCGGAAUAUGUGGAAAUAAUUCACACGGAUGGCGGUUUGCAAGGAAUGCGAGAACCCAUGGGUACGGCAGACUUUUAUCCGAAUUGGGGAAUCAAACAGCCCGGAUGCGGAAUGGAUUUGGACGGGGCUUGUAGUCAUCAACGGUCUGCUUAUUACUUUGGCGAGUCGUUGACGAGCGAAAAAGGAUUCUGGGCGGAUUUGUGUGAGAGUUACGAUGGGAUCAAGAAGAAAAAUUGCACCGUUGUCAGUGAAAAGAGGAUAAAAAUGGGAGGCGAACCGGGAAAUAAAGGAAAAGCAAAUGGAAUUUAUUACCUAAAAACGGGAAAAGAAAAACCUUUUGCUCUUGGAGACAAUUAAAACUGCUCUCUAACGUCAAGUGUGUGAUAUUUUUAUAAACUUUCAAUAAAAUUGCUCAAUUUAAAUUUUAAUUUUUGUUUCCCGUCAUGUUAAUUUUUUUUU
This is a messenger RNA of Culicoides brevitarsis, 1137 nucleotides long. RefSeq names its product lipase member H-like. The transcript is spliced from 3 exons. Lineage: Eukaryota; Metazoa; Arthropoda; Insecta; Diptera; Ceratopogonidae. Gene Ontology annotation, biological process: lipid catabolic process. Bases 4 to 1035 code for a protein of 343 amino acids. Gene Ontology annotation, molecular function: lipase activity. The record is from RefSeq and is a predicted model, not a curated record.